This is a messenger RNA of Peronospora belbahrii, 429 nucleotides long. The record is from the annotation of a GenBank genome assembly. NCBI's taxonomy places the organism in Eukaryota, Oomycota, Peronosporomycetes, Peronosporales, Peronosporaceae.
AUGAAGUGGACAGCGUUUUUAGUAGCAACGGUAAUGGCCACUGUACAAGUGCAGGCUAAAGAUGAUCUUCCACCUGAUGCAAGUCUACGCGUUGGUGUUAAAUACCGUCCAGAGGAGUGCACUAUGAAGAGUGAUGUGGGUGAUAAGCUGUCCAUGCACUACACUGGAAUGUUGCGCAAAGACGGCGUCAAGUUCGAUUCGAGUUUGGAUCGGAACCAGCCAUUUGAAUUCACACUUGGUACUGGCCGUGUCAUUAAGGGUUGGGACCAAGGACUUGUGAACAUGUGCAUCGGUGAAAAGCGUCGUUUGACGAUUCCGUCGGACCUGGGGUAUGGUGAUCAAGGCUCGCCUCCAAAGAUACCUGGCAAGGCGACGCUGGUGUUCGACGUCGAGCUGCUCGACAUCAAGCGCGCUAGUGAAGAUUUAUAA